Molecule: messenger RNA, 3833 nt
Organism: Caenorhabditis auriculariae
Lineage: Eukaryota; Metazoa; Nematoda; Chromadorea; Rhabditida; Rhabditidae
Source: the annotation of a GenBank genome assembly
AUGGCCGCUGUGUCGUCCUACUCCUCCCUCCUCCUCCUCCUCGUCGUCGUCGAUGUCGGUGAUUCGAGGCCGGAGGGGCUGGUCGCCGUGUCGGUAUUAAGUGGCCGCUUGUUGUUCUUCUCUCACUGCCUAUGUGUUAUGUGUUUGCCGCCGGCCGCCGUCAUUUUUUGCCAGCGCAACUCGGUGAACUUUUCACCUGUCUGGCCUUUUUUAGCGUCCCUGAGGUGUCGAAGGAACAAGUGGAGUCUUUGACUUGAACUCAAGAAAGAGAAAAAAAGAAGAAAACUGAUUCCUUUCGGCUCCGUCAUGAAAAUUCACGAUCAAAGUUCACCCUUAAAAGUCCUUCAAAUCUACUUGACAACUAAGUUUUCCAUUUGAAGAACCGGUCGGAAUUGAAGAAAACACAUAGGUUGAAAAUAAUUCUCAAAACUUCUUUCUCUUGAAUCUCUGAAGUAAGCUGGGUUGAAAGUUGGUUUACCAUGAUCACGGAGAAUUUGGUUUUUGGCUCAGGACGAUGAUGAUGAUGCGUUAUUGCGCCAAUCUCUUUGCAUUUCGGUGUAUUUGCUGUUGUAUUUGUGUUGCACUUGGUUUGUGGGUGUGUGAGUGAGUAGUUGCGAGCUCUCAAUCGCUCUUCCUUGCUUUCUUUUCUCACCCCGCCUUCUCCUGCUGCUCAGAAUUUGUGGUGCUACUCGACGACAUCCCUUGGGUAAUUGGGGUGCAAAGCGACACAGACAAUCGAGUGAGAGAAGAAGAAAUAGAUUGGAAAAGAAGGAGGUGGAACGCGCAUCUCCUUCUUAUGGUUAUGGACGAUUAGUUGCAGCUAAUCGCUUUUCGCCGUUUUGGUUCCUGGGUCCUUUGCGAGAUACUCAGCGAAAGUUCUGAUUUUUCUCAGGUGCAAAUCUUUAGAAUUUCAUUAGAAUUGAAUUGACUUAUGAGAAGGAUCUCAUCUUUGAAAAAAGUGUUUCAAAUUAUUUAUUUCAACUUUUCUUCUUCGCUUUUAAAAGUCAGAUAAGGACAGUUUUCACGGAUUCUUUUAGGUGAAUCUUGUAGGUUUCCAUUCAAAUGAGUAGGGAAAUGAAGAGUAAAGGAAGUUGCGAUUUCUCUCUCACUCUCUCGACAUAUAUUGCCAAACGCGAGUUUCCCACGGCGGAAAGAUGAGACGAACGCGUGAAAACUUUCGGGAGCGACCUAUUUUGUUCUUUUUUGGCGUCGACGCGCUCCCGCAUUUUCCUGCGAUAACGAUAACGACUGUGGUUUGGUGUACUGCCUGGCCGAUAAGCCGAAGCGAUAAAUUUGUCUUGGCGGCGGCUUGAUGAAAUAUGUGAAAAAAGCAUUCAAAUGGCUGAAAAAACUUCCCUUUUCGGUGGAAUCACAAGGACGUAUGGGAAUCCAACUAAUGUGGUCGUUUUGAAUGUCUCAGCGGGGUUUGUUCUCUUGAAGGGAAAGAAGAUUUCUGCAGAGUCCAAGGGAUGUUACUUAUUGUCAAACGGUUGCCUUCGGUUUGGCUCGCCUUUUGAUCUGCGCGCCGAGGCUCACCGCUGCUGCGAUGACAAUGACCCUGUGGCCUCUUGCGCACUGCCAUCCAUCAAAAAGGGUGCUCGAAAGAACAGGGCGACAACGACCUCCGUUUCUGACCAUUAGAAUUCUUAAUUUCAGCAAUUUUUCUUUCCCAAUUCUCUUACACUUUCUUGAAGUUUCUAUCAAAUAGUUCCUUUUGCAACGUUCAAAACCGCCUAUACGAAAAUACUCUUGGCCAAAAAAAAGGACGCGGGAAAGUGUAAAAGAAAAACGUUAUGAUUCAGGAUUUGUCACACCAAAAGGCAUUCAUGAGCGUCCUUUUUUGGGAGGCGGCGGUUGCGCGAGGCCGACAUUUCACACAGCAGAAAGAGUCUCGGCUUGGUUAGAAAACAAACAAAAAAGAAAACGAAGGUGGUCAUUCGUUUCGGUUAAGAUGGAACAGUUUCGGACUUCAAAAAAGAAAAAAAAGCUUUUAAAAAGAACGAUUUCUUUGGUCUUGUCUAGUGCACUCGACUCACGUCGACAUGACGGCUAAUCGCCUUAAUUACCUCCAAUCCUACUGUGACCGCAACCAGCCAACCAACUAAUCGUCCAAGAACACUUCUACCCAAAACAUCGUGUCAUUUUUAAUGGUUCUUAUCAAUCAAAUGACUUUUCUCGCUCUCAUCUUCCGAACGGCGACGUCUAGCCUCGGGGGAUUUCUCUUUCCGGCGACGUUCAAAAAGAGAUGGCUGUCGAAAGUUUGAAUAAUGAUGGAGCUCUUUCUUCUUGUUAAAGGGGGAUGUUUAGUGUUGGAAGGUUACUUAGUGCCUAGAUUAGAUUGGCCUCCCUUUUCAACCAGCUGGAACCAGUCUAGGCAUCGCCGUCUCUCUUCGCUCUCUCAAUCUCUCGAAAAAUAUGUUGCCGUUUGAAAUUUGGCGUCUCGUCGAAAGUAUUCAGGGAUCGGAGAAGAGACGUUUUUUCAAAAUGUUGCCUGGAAAGGAAGGAAAUAGAUACGACUGCGUUUAUGUUCUGAACGUUUUGUUGAUAAAAGAUCGAAGAACAAAAGGUGAUGGGAAAGGAAUCAACCAGUUCUUAUAGGGAUCCUAAGUUUCACCAAGUUCUACCUAACUGAGUCUUAGUCACAAGCUUGACUAGGCGCUGUGUUCUUUUUUUCCGACGCCUGUCCUCGACCCUCUCGUCUCGCUUCCUUCCUUUCACCGCCACGACGCGUGCACCACCCGCAAACUGCUUGGCGGGUGUCUUGGCGUAUGAGGAUGGCUAAACGAUGAUGUGCCACUUUUGGAAGAGAGUUGCGACCUCACGCAAGGGACUUUCCCAACUUAUUUUGACAAUGAAGGAAACAAUAUGCGAAUAAUUUCAGUUCUUUUUUUUUAAAAGUAGUUCAGAGGAGAAGAACAAAAAAUAUGCUUUUUAAACUGGAAAGGAAAAUCUCAUUUUUAUGAGAGAAUCUGAAGGGAAACAGACAACAAUUUUCUUUUUAAAAAUUCAUUCCAUUUAUGAGUUAUUUCUGAGAAGUUUUAAUCUUUUUUGAGUAGUUUUCUAAUUUGUAGCUUCAAAAUUUCAAUUUCACAAAUUGAAACUCAGAUCAGCUUUUCAUGUUGCUUUGAUUCGAGAUUUCACGAAGAAUUCUGAGUUUCUUGGUGAAAGUGAUAGUUUUAAGUUCUUUGAAGUAUCUUUUCCCUUUGAACCAAUAUGGCGUCACAUCGGUGAUGAGAUCACAUCGUUUGAACGUUUUAUAAGCACGAAGAGAGAGUGUGUGUGUGUGUGGCUAUAGAUUUUCCAGUUUUUGGCCACUUUUUUUCGCCUUCGCCAGCGGUCGUUCACUCUGAUGCCUGUCUGUCGUCGUCGUCGAAUCGCCGGCCACGUCGAACUAUUACAGGGGCCAUCAAGUAUCGGCAAUAUCAAUGUUCUUGGCUUUUGACUCGAGAAAACAGAUGUUCGUCUCCUCUGGGACUGCUCUACAUUUAUUACGACAAAAGUCGGGCUGACCAACCUUUGAGGCAAAAUUUUUAUCGCACCUUCAACUUUCUCUUGGGAAAACAAAAAAGAAAGCGUUUUCUUAUCUUACUGUUCGCUAUUGCAAACGGUUUGCAUUAUGAUAAUGUGUUGAUUGACUUGGAGGACGCGUCGUGUCUCGGUCGGCAGCCCCGAAAAGGCAAGGCGGAGGAGCUUUUUUCAAGGGCUACGCGGAGGUUAAUCCUAUUGAGCAUUAUGCGCCGAUUGGCAUUCAUGAUGGCCCGCCGCGCACUGUCAAAUCUGUUGGAGAUCACCCCGCCAUCGUGGCGUUAAUUAUUCCUGGAAGACCUCCAUAA